Molecule: messenger RNA, 357 nt
Organism: Clunio marinus
Lineage: Eukaryota; Metazoa; Arthropoda; Insecta; Diptera; Chironomidae
Source: the annotation of a GenBank genome assembly
AUGGAAGGAAAAAAGUUUCAGGACUUGAAUAUUCGAUUGGGUUAUCCUUGUGUGUACCAACAUCAUGGAGCUUGUGAACAUAUUUUUUGUAUUACCAGUGUUGAUCUUCUUGAUUCAUCCGAUAAUCUUAAGAGAUCAGCGUAUCCAAUAAUCAGCAAACUAAGCAGAAAACGAUCAAAGUUAUGUGAUAUUUGUGGACAAAUGGAUGCAAAUUAUCUUGUAACAAAUUGUGCACUUCAUGUCAAAGAUCCAAUGAACUUGUGUUCUGGUUGUUUCUUCUCGUUUCAUUAUGAAAAAGAUGGAAUGACAAAGAUCGGCAGUUUCAAUGCUUAUCGUAUCUUUAGCGCAAAUCCAUAG